Molecule: messenger RNA, 2069 nt
Organism: Sinocyclocheilus rhinocerous
Lineage: Eukaryota; Metazoa; Chordata; Actinopteri; Cypriniformes; Cyprinidae
Product: endoplasmic reticulum-Golgi intermediate compartment protein 3
Exons: 14
Coding region: 111-1292 (393 amino acids)
Biological process (GO): endoplasmic reticulum to Golgi vesicle-mediated transport; retrograde vesicle-mediated transport, Golgi to endoplasmic reticulum
Cellular component (GO): endoplasmic reticulum; Golgi membrane; endoplasmic reticulum membrane
Source: RefSeq, a predicted model, not a curated record
CGCGGUGGAAUCUGAUUGGCUGAGAGGAUUCGAUCACUUCCUCGGUGUACCGGAAAUGGGUCAUUGGAAAUCGAAGUGACGGCUAGCUUUACUGCCGCACGAGAGGGAGAAUGGAUGCGUUAAAUAAACUUAAACAAUUUGACGCUUAUCCGAAAACUCUAGAGGACUUUAGGAUCAAAACAUGUGGAGGAGCCACGGUGACCAUCAUCAGUGGACUUAUUAUGCUGAUUCUGUUCUUCUCUGAGCUGCAGUAUUAUCUAACUAAGGAGGUCCAUCCUGAACUAUUUGUAGACACUUCCAGAGGAGACAAACUAAGAAUCAACAUUGAUGUUAUAUUUCCACAUAUGCCUUGUGCCUAUCUGAGCAUUGAUGCCAUGGAUGUAGCAGGGGAACAGCAGCUAGACGUGGAGCAUAACUUGUUUAAACAGAGGCUCGACAAAGACGGCCAGCCAGUCACAGCAGAGGCCGAAAAACAUGGUCAGUAUCAUCAUAAUUUGGGGAAGGAGGAGGAAGGGGUGUUUGACCCCAGUAAGCUGGAUCCUGACCGCUGCGAGAGCUGUUAUGGAGCUGAGACAGACGAUUUAAAGUGUUGCAAUACCUGUGAUGAUGUGCGGGAGGCGUACCGGCGCCGUGGCUGGGCGUUUAAGACCCCUGACACCAUUGAGCAGUGUAAGAGAGAGGGCUUCAGCCAGAAGAUGCAGGAACAGAAGAAUGAAGGAUGUCAAGUCUAUGGCUUUCUGGAGGUCAAUAAGGUGGCAGGGAAUUUCCAUUUUGCCCCUGGAAAGAGCUUCCAGCAGUCUCAUGUACAUGUGCAUGCUGUGGAAAUUCAUGAUCUGCAGAGCUUUGGACUAGACAACAUCAACAUGACGCAUUUCAUCAAACAUCUUUCAUUCGGCAAAGACUACCCUGGAAUUAUCAAUCCUUUAGAUGGUACUAAUGUAGCAGCACCUCAAGCAUCAAUGAUGUACCAGUAUUUUGUGAAAAUUGUGCCAACGAUAUACGUUAAAGGAGAUGGAGAGGUUGUUAAAACAAACCAGUUUUCAGUAACGAGACAUGAGAAAGUAGCCAACGGGUUGAUUGGAGAUCAGGGUUUACCUGGGGUGUUUGUGCUUUAUGAACUAUCUCCGAUGAUGGUCAAAUUCACAGAGAAGCAAAGGUCUUUCACCCAUUUCCUAACAGGAGUCUGUGCUAUUAUAGGAGGUGUUUUUACAGUUGCUGGACUCAUCGAUUCUUUGAUAUACCACUCAGCAAGAGCCAUACAGAAGAAGAUCGAGCUGGGUAAAGCAUCCUAGCACCACAGGGACACUGGGUGCAUGACUGUGUCUGGAAACUUCUGUGUUUUAAAGGGAAGAUGCCACAAUGAAAGCCCCCAGACUGUUUCUUGCUGUGGCCACAGAGCAGUAUCCUUCGACACGGCCCCUCGCAAGCAAGCACAGGAGAACCACACAAGGACCUGUGACUAAGACACUGGCCGACUGUAUUUUGGAGGAUCAUAUGAACGUUCGUAUUAGCUGUACGCCGAUGCAACAGUUGUUUACUUUUGCAAAACAAAGCUUUUUUUCUGAGAUUUAGGCCUUUAUUUGUUCUUCAUGAAUCACUCAUUGGUUUAUUUGAAAAUUGUAGUCUUACCUGAUCACAAAACCAGUGUUUUCCUGCCUGUCAUACACUGUCAGAGUUUGGCAGACUAAACCAGCAGUCGUUUGAACGAGUUUGGGUCCCUACAGAAGAAUCAGAAGCAGCAGCCUUUGUCAAACUGGAAAAGGCACAAGCGAUCUCAACAGGAAUCCUGUUCUGUUGUCAAGCACACAAACUACAUGCGGAAACACAGAGACUGCAGUCUGUACAGAUGUCUGUUUUUUUUUUUUUGUAAUUGCACCUUUAACUCUAAAUUCAGGGGCAGGGGUGUGUGUGUGUUUGCGAGUGUGUGUGUGUGUGUGUGUGUGUGUUUGCAGAUGGGUGUUUUGUAUGAGAGAGUUUUUCGUCAUGUGUUGUUGCCAGUUUGUUUUGUGUGUGGGAAAAGUGUAUUUAUAUUUUGAUUGUUCAAAGCAGUUUUUAAAAUGAGAAAUAAA